This is a messenger RNA of Habropoda laboriosa, 1161 nucleotides long. It is a transcript of the gene drn, whose product is annotated as AN1-type zinc finger protein 5. Bases 444 to 1049 code for a protein of 201 amino acids. Gene Ontology annotation, molecular function: zinc ion binding; DNA binding. The record is from RefSeq and is a predicted model, not a curated record. Lineage: Eukaryota; Metazoa; Arthropoda; Insecta; Hymenoptera; Apidae. The transcript has 4 exons.
GGUAACGUUUCGUUUUAGUCUCCGCUCUGCGAAGAGACAAAGCGAGAACACGAACUUCGUGAGUGGCCCAGCGCGAAUUGCGCCGCCGAGAUUCACACGAAGCGAAGGAACUGGUCAAAAGGAAAGACCUCCCCCGACCGACGGUCGGCCAUCGGUCGUGUCUGACGUGCGAGAUAAGGAUAGACGGAGCCCACUUAAAUGCCUCGAACGAAUUCUUACUCCAUGUUGUGCGUUGCUUGCGACACGACUGCGUGUUGGAAAGUGAAUAUAUGGUGACACGCGGUCGUGAAGGAGCAACUGGAGAGCAAGCUGUGGCAAGAGACACUUAAUUAUCUGCCGUUUAGCUGACUGCAACUGCUCGAUAGAAUUUUGAGUGAUUGCAAAAUAGGAUAUAACUAAGGACUUGUUUGAUCAUCAAAGUUUUACUGGAAUAAACAGACAAGAUGGAACGAGAGUCUAAUCCUAUGCAAGCUCUGUGUCGCAGCGGCUGUGGAUUCUAUGGCUCUCCAGCCACAGAUGGCCUUUGUUCUCUUUGUUACAAAGAAAACCUAAAAAAGAAGCAGCAACCUCCUGUGUCAGCUGCCACUGUACCAACAUCACAGACCGUCUCUGGUAACGCUGGCACGUUGCAAGGCGGUUUUGGUAGUCCUGCAGCUACAGGAACUACAGCCCAACCUACCAUUCCUACCAUACCUCAACCAACGACAGAUCUGCCCAACCCCAAAGAAAUAAAUAGGGAAGAUCAAGAAAGUGAAGUAGGCGUAAGCAGUGGAGCGGUAGCAGAAGGAUCUGUGAGUAGUGGAGAUGCAGAUGACUGCUUUGAUGGCAAAGAGACUGACAAAGAAUCCAAGAAGAAGAAAAAUCGUUGCGCCGUGUGUCGCAAAAAAGUUGGUUUGACGGGAUUCGAGUGCCGUUGUGGAGGACUAUUCUGCUCUGUGCAUCGAUACAGUGACAAGCACGAUUGCAAGUUCAAUUACAGAGAAAUGGGCGCUCAAGAGAUUCGGCGCAACAAUCCAGUUGUUGUUGGUGAAAAAGUGCAAAAAAUUUGAACUAUUUAGUGCGUAGUCGUUGGGAAAAUGGUUAUAUAACUAUAUAAACAAACAGAAUAUUAAAAAAAACGGAGAAAAAACGAGAUAAAUUAUCUGGCAGCUGAUUGCACGU